This is a messenger RNA of Gavialis gangeticus (Gharial), 3697 nucleotides long. It is a transcript of the gene PCSK7, whose product is annotated as proprotein convertase subtilisin/kexin type 7. The record is from RefSeq and is a predicted model, not a curated record. Gene Ontology annotation, cellular component: trans-Golgi network; Golgi membrane. The transcript is spliced from 15 exons. Gene Ontology annotation, biological process: protein processing. Gene Ontology annotation, molecular function: serine-type endopeptidase activity. Bases 1 to 2349 code for a protein of 782 amino acids. Lineage: Eukaryota; Metazoa; Chordata; Crocodylia; Gavialidae.
AUGCCCGUGCUGAUGCCAAAUGGACUUGCCCACAGUGCAGAACUCGAACCUGGAGCUGAGACCUCAGGGAAGGCCCGAGGCUUCGGCGAGCUCACCUGGGCAGUGAGCCUCAACAUGCCUGAGGGGGCUGCCUUGUCCGAGGAGGAGCUGGUGCAGCAGGCAGAUGACCUGGCCAGGACUGCUGGCUUGGUGAACGUGGGCCGUGUUGGGGAACUGCGGGGCCAUUACCUCUUUGCCUACCAGCCGGCCGGGCACACGAGUCAGGAGCCUGAGACAGUGCGGAGAGCUGUGGAGGCUUUGUUUGCACAGCAUGAUAGCGUGCGGUGGCACUCAGAGCAGAAGCUGCUGAAGCGCUCCAAGCGCAGCCUGCACUUUAAUGACCCCAAGUACCCCGAGCAGUGGCAUCUGAACAACAGGAGGAGCCCGGGGAAGGACAUCAAUGUGACGGGCGUGUGGGAGCGGAACGUGACGGGCCAUGGCGUGACAGUCGUGGUAGUGGACGACGGUGUGGAGCACACUAUCAAAGACAUACAGCCAAAUUACAGCCCUGAAGGCAGCUAUGACUUGAACUCCAAUGACCCCGACCCCAUGCCCCACCCAGAUGAGGAGAACGGGAACCACCACGGGACGCGCUGCGCCGGUGAAAUUGCGGCCGUCCCCAACAACAGCAUCUGCGCCGUGGGUGUGGCCUAUGGCAGCCGCAUUGCAGGCAUCCGGGUGCUGGACGGUCCUCUCACCGACAGCAUGGAGGCCAUCGCGUUCAACAAGCACUAUCAGAUCAAUGACAUCUAUAGCUGCAGCUGGGGCCCUGACGACGAUGGCAAGACUGUGGACGGCCCUCAUCAGCUGGGAAAGGCCGCCUUGCAGCAUGGGGUCAUUGCUGGUCGCCGAGGCUUUGGGAGCAUUUUUGUCGUGGCCAGCGGCAAUGGGGGGCAGCACAGUGACAACUGCAACUACGACGGCUACGCCAACUCCAUCUACACCGUCACCAUUGGUGCGGUGGACGAGAAGGGCUUAAUGCCAUUCUACGCCGAGGAGUGCGCCUCCAUGCUGGCCGUCACCUUCAGCGGCGGCGACAAGUUGAUGCGGAGCAUUGUGACAACAGACUGGGACUUGAAGAAGGGCACGGGCUGCACGGAGGGCCACACAGGCACAUCGGCUGCUGCCCCACUGGCAGCUGGCAUGAUUGCCCUGAUGCUCCAGGUGCGGCCCUGCCUCACCUGGCGGGAUGUCCAGCAUAUCAUUGUCUUCACAGCCACAAAGUACGAAGAUCAUCGUGCCGUCUGGGACACCAACCAGGCUGGCUUCAGUCACAGCCACCAGCACGGCUUCGGCUUGCUCAACGCCUGGAGGCUGGUCAAUGCUGCCAAGAUCUGGGAGUCCGUCCCGUACUUACUAUCGUACAUCAGCCCCGUGCUCAGGGAGGGGAAGGCCAUCCCCCUCCUCCCGCAGAGGCUCGAGGUCUCCUGGAACGUUACCCUGGCUGACCUGGAGCUGUCGGGCAUGAGGACGCUGGAGCACGUGGCGGUGACCGUCACCAUCACUCAUCCUCGCCGCGGCAACCUGGAGAUCAGGCUCUUCUGUCCCAGCGGCAUCAUGUCACUGAUUGGGACCACGCGGAGCAUGGACUCGGACCCCAGUGGCUUCGCUGACUGGACCUUCUCCACAGUGCGGUGCUGGGGAGAGGAGGCCCAGGGCACCUACAGGCUUGUCAUCAGGGACACUGGGGACAAGACCCUGCCAGCAGGGUUGCUGAAGCAGUGGCAGCUGACGCUAUAUGGCUCUUCCUGGGCCCCAGAUGAAAUGAAGCAGCGGCAGAGGCUGCUGGAGGAGGCCAUGAGUGGGCAGUACUUGAACAAUGGCUUCUCCCUGCCGUGCCCCCCGGGACUGGACAUCCCAGAGCAGGAGCCGUACACCAUCACCACCAACACCCUCAAGACGCUCAUGCUGCUGGGCUGCUUCACUGUCUUCUGGACUGUCUACUACAUGCUGGAGGUGUACCUGACCCGGCACCAAGUGGCCUUUGACCUGACGUGCCAUAGCUCCUCCGCCUGCAGGUGGUACCACCGGGGCGGGAAGCACCGGACCCUGGAAGACGGGAUGGAGAUGGAGUCUGUCCUGCUCUACACAGAGAAGGACAUGGAGGAGGUCGAGGUGGAGGCUGAGCCCCCCAUGCCCAGCCUGGGGACACAGGGGGAUGAGGCUGGCUGGAGCCCACUGGCCCCCAAGUUCUCCACCGGUGAAAGAACCACGGGCUUUCAUGAGGGGGCUCGUGCGGGUCCAGGAUACCCUGGCCGGGACAUGGCCUCUGAGCUCCUCUUGGCUAGCAGGGAGCAGCAGACUUGCUAGCUGGGGCUGAGGACCUGAGGCGCUGGCUGCACCCUCGCCUGGGCACCAGGCGCGGCUGUUACCGACCCAGCUCAGCCGCAGCCCGCUGCUGUUUACCACAGGGAGGCAGGCGCUGGUGCGGCUCAGGGGCUAGCACAGCAUGGACAUGUGAAGCAAAGGAGACUGUGAGGGCCCCACGUUCCCCAGUGCAGGAGCUUUGCUCCCUCCUUGCACAAGCUGAACAAGCCUUAAACCAUUUACUGAGGAGUCUGCUGGGCAGCGACACUCAGGGCUCCUUGUCCGUGCUCAGCGCAGCCCUGGCCCACCCCCCAGGCAGCUGGCAGGAGCCUGGCUACAGGUAGGAUGCUCUCCUAGAGAGGAACGCCGGGCCCUGGAGCUGCGCUCCCCGCUGCGGUGCGGUCUGGCUGUGCAUGGCACAGGUGUUGCUGUCUGUCCACCUGUUUGUCUGUCUCUGCACACUGUUAAGCUGUUUGCUUUGUUCUGCUCCGUUUGUUUUUUGCUGCACGGGUGGCUUGGCCCUGGCCUGCUGGCCCCACUGUGAGGGCAGGGAAGGCUCUCGCCCAGCCCCUGCUUGGCCCCCAGCUGCCACUGCAGGGCUCCCGGUGACUGUGAGCAAAGUCGCGGGGGUGCUUUCUCUUGGCCCUGUGACUGUGAGGCUGAUGCUUCUGUUGGAAGAAGCGCUGGGUGGGCAGAGCUGGGGACUGCUGCUGACAGCAGCAGUUGUCCUGGGAGGACAUGGAGCCCCUGGCUCGCUCUCGGGUGCUCCUGGUAUUGGGAGGGAGCCCCUGGCAGAGUCGUAGUGGCUUCCCUGGCUCUGGUAGCCAAAGCAAAGCCAAGUGCCCGGGACCGGCAGGCUGGUGCCCUGUUCCCCCCUCCCUCUGCAGCCACCCCAGCUCCUGCCAGGGUGGCUGGGAUCUGUCCGCUGGCAGCAGCAGCCUCAGGGCUCCAUGGGUUUCCCCCGGAUGGGUUCCCAGUUGGCUUGCGUGCCCCCAUUGGACCAAAGUCAGAGGCAAGAAAUAGCGCUUGCCCCUUUUGCAACCGCAGCAGCUGCCCGUGUUCCCCCGUCUCUCCCCCCUCCUCUCGCACACACCGUCCACCUCUGUCUGAGCAGAGGGGCCAGCAGGCUCGGCUCAGCCGGGGAGGGCGUUGUGGCCUCGCGUGGCUCCAACCAUGACCCACCCUGCUCCCCUUCUCCCAGGAGCAGUGGUGGCUGGUGGGCAGCGGGUACAGGCAGGGUCUCAGCGACCAUCACGGCACAGACUGAGUUUCUUUUCUAAGAGUCGGGAUUUGAUUUUUUAACGGCGAAGCUCUUUCUGUGCCGCUUUCCAAAAUAAAUUCUUCUAAAAAC